Messenger RNA from Williopsis jadinii, 782 nucleotides. RefSeq names its product palmitoyltransferase YKT6 (gene YKT6). Lineage: Eukaryota; Fungi; Ascomycota; Saccharomycetes; Phaffomycetales; Wickerhamomycetaceae. The record is from RefSeq and is a predicted model, not a curated record. The coding region runs from base 52 to 660 and encodes 202 amino acids. Gene Ontology annotation, biological process: endoplasmic reticulum to Golgi vesicle-mediated transport. Gene Ontology annotation, cellular component: Golgi apparatus; membrane. Gene Ontology annotation, molecular function: SNAP receptor activity. The transcript has a single exon.
GGAUAGCAAUAUAAGCACAGGGGUUGCACACGCCGGUAACGACAGCACGGAAUGAGGAUAUACUACAUCGGUGUACUCAAGAACACGAAGGGAGAGAAGGCACUUGAGCUCUCCUCCGCCAAGGACCUGUCUGAUUUUGGGUUCUUUGAGAGGAGCGGUGCUGAUCAGUUCAUGACGUUCUUCUCGACGACGAUUGCGGAGAGAACUGAGCCUGGCAAGAGACAGAGCGUUGAGGAAGGUGAGAAGUACAUAGCACAUGCGUAUGCAAGAUCAGAAGGGCUCUGUGCGAUCCUCAUCACGGACAAGGAGUAUCCUGUGAGACCAGCGUUCACGCUGUUGAACAAGGUUAUAGAUGACUACAUCACAGAACACCCUCCAAUCGAAUGGAAGAAUGCCACCGAGGCCAAUAGCAAGUUCGGAUUCGCACAGUUGGCCAACUACAUCAAGAAGUACCAAGAUCCAUCGCAGGCGGACUCCAUAAUGAGGGUCCAACAGGAAUUGGACGAGACCAAAGUUGUCCUGCACAAGACCAUUGAGAGUGUGUUGGAAAGAGGUGAGAAGCUGGACUCCUUGGUUGACAAGAGCGAGUCCCUGUCUGCCAGCUCCAAGAUGUUCUACAAACAGGCAAAGAAGACAAACUCCUGUUGUAUCAUUAUGUAACUGCUGGCCACACAUACGCUCCUCUGGUCUUCUAAUAUUGUUUUUUUUUUGCUGUCCGGCUCACUCUAUGUAUUUGGUACUCGCUAUAUGUACACCUGCACUUUAUGAUUCUUCUCCGGCAC